Messenger RNA from Neospora caninum, 4089 nucleotides. RefSeq names its product putative kinesin motor domain-containing protein. The coding region runs from base 1 to 4089 and encodes 1362 amino acids. The record is from RefSeq and is a predicted model, not a curated record. Gene Ontology annotation, molecular function: microtubule binding; microtubule motor activity; ATP hydrolysis activity. NCBI's taxonomy places the organism in Eukaryota, Apicomplexa, Conoidasida, Eucoccidiorida, Sarcocystidae. The transcript has 8 exons. Gene Ontology annotation, biological process: microtubule-based movement. Gene Ontology annotation, cellular component: microtubule; kinesin complex.
AUGGCGGAGAACAUUAAAGUCGCUGUGCGCGUUCGACCGCCCUCGUCCUUUGCUUCCCUCUCGGGUCUCUUCUACUCAGAGGAACUCGACUUGAAGUCCGGAGAGCGCUGCCUGCAGCUGUCGGGGCCUCUAAGUGUCGAGGAGGCAAACGGCGGCACGGCAGCGGCUGUGCAUGUACAGAAUAAGCUCGGAAACAAGUCCGAAUUCAUCUUCGACGUUCUCUUCGAGUCGUCCCAGAAGGCGCGCACAGGCGCGGACAGACGCGAGCUAAACACUGAGAGCGCCGAAUCAGCGUGCACCUUCUCGGGGUUGGAAUGCAACUCGCAAGAAGCCGUCUUUGAGCGAACUGCGAGGCCUCUCUGCGACGCCCUCCUGGACGGAUUCAACGCAACGAUCCUCGCCUACGGGCAAACUGGAAGUGGAAAGACGUACACGAUCGUUGGUCCACAUGAUGGAGCUGGAGAAAACAAAGAAGAGCGCGGAGUGUUGCCACGAGCGUUGCACUAUUUGUUUUCCAAGCUUCCGGCGCACCGAUGUCAGGAGAGCUCGUCGGAAGGUGGAUCCCCGGGGACAGAAUCUUCUUCGAUUCUUUCCUGGGCGAUGCAAGUCCAGUUUGUCGAGAUUUACCAGGAACAGAUCUACGAUCUGCUCUCGCUGUCUCCGGCGUCGGCCUUUGAGCGAGGCGCCGCGCCUCUCUCCGGUUCGCCUGCGACGAGCUUCGCAGCUUCUGCGCCUCCUGUGCCGAAUGCGGGGCGAGAAGGCGCUCAGUCGUUCUCCCCGCGCAAUCGAACGGAAGACGCCAACGGAGCAGAGAGCGGGGGAAACGGCGUCGGGGGCGCGGUAGCGACGCCGGGAGCUCUCCGGGUUCGCUACGAUCCCUCGAGCAAGACGGCGUAUGUCGCUGGAGCUCGUCGAAUCCCCGUCGCCGACGAGGCGCAAGCCCUACAGAUCUUUGCGCAGGGUGUGAAGAAUCGCCGUACCGCAGAGACGCGCCUGAAUCUCUCGAGUUCGCGGUCCCACGCGGUCUUCUCCAUCUUUCUCCACCUCGAGAAGAAAGAGCAGACGGCGAACCAGAAGGGGGACGCAGAAGGCGGCGGGAAGGCCAUGCGAAGGAAAACCUCCGCCCAACUCCACGUCGUGGAUCUCGCGGGAAGUGAACGGCAAAAGGACACACUCGCCUCUGGAGACAGACUCCGAGAAGCCGGGAAGAUCAACUAUUCGCUGUCUGUGCUUUCGCACGUGAUUCGCGAACUCGUCGAGCAGGGAGGGGACGGCGAGCAGGGGCCGUCAACGCCCACGGCAGGCGGGAAGUCGACGCGGGCGUCGUCCUCGCACAUCCCGUACCGCGACAGCAAAUUGACGUUUCUGCUGAUGGAUGCGCUCGGCGGGACCAGCAAGGCGGCGCUCAUCGCCACGCUCUCGCCUUCCCUGGCGCACUUGGGCGAGACCGUCAGCACACUGACUUUUGCUGCGCUCAGCAAGCGCAUCAAAAACAAAGCGAGGGCCAACGAGGUGAAAGUCUGGGACAAAGCCUCAGUUGAAGAGAUGGCCCGCGAUCGGGAGAGACAAGUCGAGGAAGUGAAGCGGCUCCGCGCGCUGCUGCUGCAGGCGAAAGGCGUCGCGGAGCCUGCCUCGCUGAGUCUGGGAAAUCUCUCUUCAGCGGAGUUUCUCUCCCUGCUCAACAAGGCGAGCCCCGAACGGGCCUCCGCGGGCGCCGCAGAAGACGCGGAAAGGCGAACACAUGCAGAGCUCCAACGCGUCGCGAUCUUGGAAGCUGCGCUCGUGGAAGCUGCCGAUCUACACAGACGCGAUCAGGUCGAUGCUCAAAAGCACAUCGAUUCUCUGCAAAAACGAGUCGAGUACUACGAAGACUUCGUGCGCAGUCUCCAGCGGCAGCGGUCUCGAGACUCGGCGCCUCAGCCUUCGUCCCAGGCGAGUUCUCCCUCCGAGGCUUCUGCCUCGGCGGUGUCUCCGACGCCGGAGGCCGCGGAGACGCAGAGACUGCGCCUGGAGCUUCAACAGCGCAGCGCGGAGGCGGCGCGCCUGCGUGCAUGCGUGGCGGAUCUUCAGGAGAAGGAGAGGCCUCUCGUCGCGUUGUUGAUUCUUCUGCAAAAGCAUCUAAAGUAUCGGGAGGGUUUGGACCGGCUCUCGGCGCUGCCGACCGAGGAGGAAGAGCUUCUCGAGAGCCGCAACGGCGAGGAUGCCGCCUUCUACUGCAGACAGCAGCUGCUCGUGGAGUUGCUCGAGGGUAUGGUCAAUGCGAAGGGAGAGCCCGCGGACUCUUGCCUCGCCCUGGACGGCGAGACGCAUGCAGAGAGACCGACCGAGGUGAGCACCAGCACUGCCCCGGAAGCGCGAGAGGACGACGGGGCGAGCGAGAAGGCACGAGACACCUGGGUCGCCAGCGAGGGCGCCGCCACGCCCGGCUCGGUCUCUACCACGUCGGACCUGCCGCAGGCUUCCCCGAAGAAGGCAAGAGGCCGCAGCGCAUGCGAAGCGCCGACCAAGAGAGAAGACGCGGCGGUCGGGGCGCCUGAAGACGCGUGGGAACGUCAAGUCGCGAGCCUCGCGCAGGCUGCUUGCGCCCUGGUGCGCCACGUCCACAAAAACCUGCCGGAAGUCGCGGUUCCGGCUUUCCCCGGAGACGCCGAACGGGAAGAUGGGUGGCCUUUGCACAGCGCCGCGCUCCCAGAGCGGCAAGCUCAAGUCGAGAAGAUCACCGCGCAAGUGCAUGCGCUUCAAUCCGUCUUUGACGCACUGCUGGCGCGAGAGGGCGGCGAGGCCUCUUCGGGCAGUCUGCGGGGUGCGAGCGUGGCCCGGGACACUUCGUUUUUCUCGCUCGCCACGAGCUCGAAGACGAGUGAAAGUCUCGGCGCGAACGCCACGAGUGCGUCGCCGCCUCGCUGUUUCUCCUCGCCGGCAGACUGUCACUCGGACGACUGUUCCACGCCCGAGCGAAGGGCGCAGGGCGUCGGCGCGGGGGGCGAGAGUCAGAUGCUCAGAGAGCUGUACGAAGACGAGAAGCGAGCGAGUCAAGCCCUCCGGCAGCAGGUUCGCUGGCUUCAGAAAACGUGCAGAAGACUCGAGAACAACGCGGAAUGCCGAGUCUUCUCGGGGGGUGGCGAGAACGGGCACGACGAGACUCUCGCGCAAGUGCUGCAGGAGUACCGAGACCGCGUGGCGGAACUCGAGGACCAAGUCGCUCUCCUCACGCAAAGGCUGGAGGAAAAGAGGAACGCUUCCUUCGAAAGCGCCGGCGUCCGAUUCUUCUCAAGACCCUGCGCCGACUCUGCCAGGCUGAAGGCGCCUGCCUCACCAGACGCAGCGUUCGCCGCCGACAGUGCCUCCGGCGCGGCGGCAGCAAGCUCUCCGUUGCCGCCUCUCGCUUCGAGCAAAGCUCCUUCCUUCCCAUUUGUUCUUCCUCUCGUGACUGUGUUUGACGGGCGAGGCACUGUGCAGGGACAUUUUGCGAUGGUGGUGUCUUUGCGCGACAAAGGCGCUGCGGGAGGCGGAGAUAAGCCGGGAUCUCUGGCUGCAUUGAGCGUUCUCCAGCACGUGGACGACGACCGAGCCUCCGCCGUGAGUCUUUUGUACUUCCUCCAAAAGUGCGGCGACGAAGAUGAGGUGCAAACGCUUCUGUCCGCAGGAAAAGCGAAGGCUCUCAUUCACCGGCUGCCGCUUUCGCAGGUGAAGAGGGUCAGCCGCGUGCUCGAGUACGGGAGGAAGAAGAAUCAGGCGACUGCGCGUGCGCGCAGGAGAGACACGGACGACCUCGACGGACAGCACGGCGCAGAUAGGCCUGCUCUGGGGCCGACAGCGGCAGGUAGCUCAGAGCUGGCAUCUCGACACGACGGCAAAACAGGGGAAGAGCAAGAACUCUCUUUCUCUUCGUACGUGUACCGCGUCUACUUUAAGCUGCCGAUCGGCGUGUGGGCAGAUCAAGCAGAAGACGCGAAAACCAGAUGGAUAACUGUCGCCGUCGACGACAGGGCUCUGCUGCGGCACGGGGUCACCUCGCCCGAGGCCUGUGACAAGCUGCUGCUCUCCGUGCUCAAGGGCAGUACGGCGCAAAAGACUUCUGGGGCGUGA